Messenger RNA from Ruditapes philippinarum (Manila clam), 2812 nucleotides. Its product is annotated as ERI1 exoribonuclease 2-like. NCBI's taxonomy places the organism in Eukaryota, Metazoa, Mollusca, Bivalvia, Venerida, Veneridae. The transcript is spliced from 10 exons. The record is from RefSeq and is a predicted model, not a curated record. The coding region runs from base 388 to 2544 and encodes 718 amino acids. Gene Ontology annotation, molecular function: zinc ion binding; 3'-5'-RNA exonuclease activity; nucleic acid binding. Gene Ontology annotation, biological process: exonucleolytic trimming to generate mature 3'-end of 5.8S rRNA from tricistronic rRNA transcript (SSU-rRNA, 5.8S rRNA, LSU-rRNA).
GGUAGUUUUAAGGUAGCACACCACAGUAAUGUAAGCCACAGCUUCGAAUGGCCAGGGAGGAUUUCUUGGAUAUAGUGAAUAUUCUGGAUUUAAAUGACUGGUUGUCUUUAAAAUGCAUUUUCAGCAUAAAAUUUGUUUUUGUGACAUCUAAUAUGAUCACUGGCAAAUUCGAAAACAUGGCCAGAAAUCACAUGCUGUUGAUUAUGAAUGUCAAGGCCGCCAUUUUUUGUAAACAUUGCUUUUAUACAGCAUGCACGGUUGUGUAGUUUGGUAUCAGAAUUAUUAGACGUAUUGCUUGUAGGACAUUGACGGCAGGAACUUGAAAUUAACUGUGGAGUGCUACCUAAAGAUUUUAUUUUUUAAUAAUUCUUUACAGCUCAAUGCGAUAUGAAAACAACAAAAGAACUAGCAAGAGAACUUGGGUUAAUAAGAAAGAGGACUCUGUCAAGUUCAAGUACAUCUAGACGAGGAUUUAACAGUGGUUCUUUAGCACAGGCCUUCAAGUACCUGAUUGUUAUUGAUUUUGAGUCAACUUGCUGGCAAGAUGCAAAAUUUAGAACUCAAGAAAUUAUUGAGUUUCCAGCUGUGUUAUUGAACACUUUUUCUGGUGAGGUUGAGAGCGAAUUUCAUCAUUAUGUUCAGCCACAGGAGCAACCAACACUCAGUGCAUUCUGUACUGAACUAACUGGAAUCACUCAGUCUCAAAUUGAUGAAGGAAUCCCCAUUAAUUUGUGUUUAAAGAAGUUUGGUUACUGGCUUGACAAAUUGUACAGAGAGAAGGGUGUGGUAUGCCAGGGAACCAGAACAGAUACAAAUUCACCAAUUAACACUACAUGUGUGACAUGGUCAGAUUGGGAUUUAGGCGUGUGUCUGCAAUAUGAAUGCAAGAGAAAACAGCUACUUAAACCCCCUCAGCUCACGUCAUGGAUAGAUCUGAGGGCUACAUACAGGAAAUUUUAUGACAGGAAGCCAAAUGGUUUGAACGGUGCUUUACAAGAUCUUGGUAUAGAGUUCCAAGGUCGAGAACAUUCAGGUGUUGAUGAUGCAAGAAAUACAGCAAAACUCGCGUUUAGAAUGAUCAAAGAUGGCUGCCAGAUGAAAGUUACAAAGACACUUAAGACCCAUGAAAGAUCAGUUAGCUGUAAUCCCACAAUGCUACAAUAUGUUUCCAAGGCAACAAGAACAACUCCACCUAGAAACGCAAAAGAAAAAUCAAAUGGUUUAGGAUCAAAUACCACCACAGCUUUGGGUAAAUCACCAAAAGAAUCUCUUAAAACUUCAACAAAUCUACCAAAAGACUCUCCCUAUAAAAUACCAGUAAGAACGAAGACACCAGAAAAAUCUAGUUGUUUGAAAAAACAAGGUCCUGUUACAUCAAUAGGUAGUUGUUAUGACUCAACAUGUAGUGAUAAGGGUAAAGCACCAAAAGAAUCUCUGAAAAGUACCUCAAGUGCAAGAAAUCUACCAAAAACCUCUCCCUCUAAAAUACCUGUAUUCAGGAAGACUCCAGAAAAGUCUAGUUGUUUUAAUGAACAAGGUUCUGUUACAUCAAUUUGUAAUUGUUAUGACUUAACACAUGACAAAGGUCUAGAGGAUGUGAAAGCUUCUGUUCAUAAGAAGAGAAAACAGUUUACACCUGUGAAAGACAAGAGUAAACUGAAUACUAAUUCACCAAGAAGAAAAAUUCCUAGAAAAUUUUCUCCCAAGAAAUUUACAUCUGCUGAUAUUUAUGUUGAUCCAGAUGAUUUUAAUGAUAUGGAAAUUAAUACUCCUGGCAUAGUAAAGUCUAUGGAAGCAAAGAAGGGUCUCUCAGCACAGGAUACUAACAUUCAGAUCAUUAAUAAUGAUAAUACUGGGAAUUUAAAGAAGGUGCCGGUAAAAGACAGUACAAAAUGUUUUAAAUUACCAAACCCUGUUGAUAAAUCUUGUGUUCAGUCUACAUUUAAAACUCCUCAGUCAUUCAUAAAACCAAAGCCAUUGAUUGAUUCUGUUGUAUCAAAGUCAAGAUCAUUUGUCACUUCUACACCUGCUGGUGGAACAAAUUGUAAAAGUGGAUUUAACCAGUCUAAAAUCAUCAGCCCAUUAACAAACCAGUCUGCAAGUGUGGCUGGUUUCUCAGACUGUGUUACGCCAAACACUUCCUGUCAAAGUGGGACUGGUUUCAAAACUCCUUAUCAAACUGCAAGUUUUACUGGAAGCAAUCACCAGUCUGGGUUUUCUAUAAAUAACUCAAAUAUGAAAGUGACUCCACCUCUUUGUAAAUGUGGCCGUCGAUCAAAGAGAAGAAUGGUCCAAUCACCUGGCCAGAACAUGGGCAGAUUUUUCUUUAGUUGUGCAGUAAGGAAAAGAGUGGGGUCAAAAGAAGGCUGUGAUUUUUUCAAGUGGGAAACUAGUCUGAAUACUCAGUCAAUGUCACACAGUAGUUCCGUGAUUUCAAAGCAGUUCACACCAGUUAUAAGAGGUUUUCAACAAAUGUCUGGGUUACCUCAGAGAAAAAGUCUUGGAGUAAGAUCAAUGACUACCCAGAAAGUGUACAUGAGAUAACUACAUGUAGUAUAGUUUAUGUUUAUUCAUAGUGUGUACAAUGCAGUUUUCAACAUUUCCUUCAAAGUAUUUUAUGAAGAUUAAUUUACAAUUUUUUAGAUUUUAAAUCAAAUAUGGGCUAGAGGCUUGUGAAUAAUUCUUAUUAAACUUUAUUCUGACUGAAUAAUUUAACAUAUGAAUUUUAAGAUAUCUGAUAUCUCAAAAUAAUAGCAUAUAUAUUCCUGGCAAAAGGAAGUAUUUAUGUUUUAUGUUCUGGCUUAAGUAGGUG